Molecule: messenger RNA, 1530 nt
Organism: Tetrahymena thermophila SB210
Lineage: Eukaryota; Ciliophora; Oligohymenophorea; Hymenostomatida; Tetrahymenidae
Exons: 2
Source: RefSeq, a predicted model, not a curated record
AUGUCAAAAAAUAGAACUAACAAAAUGGUCAUUGAUAUGGACAAUGAUGAUUGUGAAGUUAAGUUGGUAUUUGAUGAUGACAAUACCACUUAGUAAGUCACUGAUCUAAGUUCAAGUCUUGUUAAGAAAGACCAUUUUUAGUAAUAAACUCAAGCAGAAAGCAGUGGUGAUAAAAAAAAUAAAAAUUAAAGAAAUAAUAAUAUGCAUUUCAUAACUGAAAAUCAUUUUUAGUAAAAUAGAAAACUUUCAGACCCAUUAGUCAAGUAUUCUGAUGAUCUUGAUGAGUUAUAAGAUGGUUUUUCUGAAAUUUUAGUUGAUCCUAAUGCUCUAUAGCGAAGAUAGAGAUUAACUAAUAUCAACCUGAUGGCUAAGAGUGACGUUGGAUUUAAGGUAAUUAAUUAAGAAGAUGACUCAAAUGAAUUAGUAUCUAACUCAUCACUAGGAUCAAGUAUGAUCAAUAAUUCAAACUCAUUAAUAGCAAACUCUGCUUCCAAUUAAAAAGCUGAUAAGCUGUCAGUAAAUCUUGAGUAUUAUAAAAUUAAAGUGUUUGAUGUAAAUGAUUUUUAGAAAGGCCCAGAAUGUUGUGUCUGCAAAUCUAAAUUUGGGUUAUUUUCGUUAAGAGUACAUCAUUGUAGAUUUUGUAGCAUGUCUUGCUGCUAGCAUUGUUCAGCCAAAAGAAUUAAUUCCCAUCGAUCAUGUGAUAUAUGUUUUAUUACUAUUGCAAUCAAAACUAACUCUGGCCAUGAUAAUCCGUAUUUAAAUACAUUUAGGAAAGAUGUUGAGUUCUAUUCAAAGUAUGAAAAGCUUGCUGAAGAAUAAAAUAAAAUUUUAAUUUCUCAAUACGAGAAUAUGAUUAAUCAUUGCGAGUAUUUGUCAACUAAAUAAUGGAAAAUGCAAUAGCAGGUUGAGCAAACAUAAAAAGAACGAGAAGAUUAAAUAAUUGAGCAUGGAAAAUAGCUGAGAGACAUUUUAUAUGAUAGAAUAUAAAAAUAGUAAGACAUAAAAAAUAUGAAAGGGAUUCUUGAUUCAAAGAUAUCACAAUUAGAGGAGAAGAAAAAGCUUCUUUACUAGCUAGAACAAAGGCUAAAAAGAUAAAGAGAAGAUAAUUUAAUGAAAUUGCAAGCUCUUGACACAAAGCAAAAAAAGUUAAAUAGACUCUAUGAAAAAUAAGAUGAACUUUAAUAAAAGCAUAAUUUAAAUUAGAAAUUAAUCGAACGUGAUGAUAGAAGCUCAUCAACUUUAAAUCCGAGUUUAAUCUACAACCAUGAUCAUUUUAAUAUCUUCACAAAUAAUACUUCCAAUAGAAGUUAGUCAGUAUAUGAUACAAGGGAUAACACUACCUUCAACACAGACUUGAAAGGUCCUACUUAUGAAUAAUAAGAAUUUGAAUAAAUAUAAAAUAUUAAAAAUAAACGUUGUUACACAUUAAAUUCUGAAUAGUAUGAUGAUUUUGAACCUAAAACCCAUAAUGUAGCUCCAAAAAAAGAGAAAAAAAUGAACAUGUGCUUAAAUAGAUAUGACUAUAAUUGA